Messenger RNA from Anopheles maculipalpis, 1508 nucleotides. Its product is annotated as zinc finger protein 883-like. Gene Ontology annotation, cellular component: chromosome; nucleus. The record is from RefSeq and is a predicted model, not a curated record. The transcript has a single exon. Gene Ontology annotation, molecular function: chromatin insulator sequence binding; zinc ion binding. The coding region runs from base 12 to 1508 and encodes 498 amino acids. NCBI's taxonomy places the organism in Eukaryota, Metazoa, Arthropoda, Insecta, Diptera, Culicidae. Gene Ontology annotation, biological process: regulation of transcription by RNA polymerase II.
UCCUCAGCAAAAUGAUAGAAAUAACGUUUAAAGAUUUAGAAACAAUGUUCGAUUUAAUUUGUCGCUUUUGUCUUUCGGACAAAGACUGCUGUCCACUUUUCCUGCCCGAUGGCAAUAUUAACCAAAGAUUGCAAAAAGCGUUCGAAAUCAUAGCAUCGAAAGUGGAUGAAAACGACGGUCUUCCAAACAACAUUUGCGGUGAAUGUUUGCGGAAUAUCGAGAGCUUUGUCGAUUUCGAAGCAGAUUGCAGCAAUUCGUACCAAAUUUUGAUGAAGUUUCUUGAUGAAUACUCAGAAGAUGUACCGGACAGCAAAUCGCAGAGCUUGGAUUGUGAUUCGGACCAUCAACUACAGGCCAAAAGUCAACCCGACGCUGAAAUGUUAAUCGAAGAUCUUGAAUCUAGUGUGUACAUCUACAAUGACGAAGAAGUAAUACCAACACUUGACCCGGAAGUUGAUCAAGUUGCUCAGGAAAUUGAAACGAUAAGGGAUGACCACAGCACGGCCACUCUGGAGUCUAAAGUCUACAGCGAUACAUCAGAAGAUGAAAAAUCUCCCACAGAUUCAACAGCCCUGUCGAUCAUAAGCGACGAAAUGUACAUUAAAGCCUGCAAUACCGCAGUGUUGGACUAUUGCUAUCGUAAAAAUCGGAAAAUACCAAUUGUAAAGUGCAUAUUUUGCUGUAAAACGUACCGUGGACGUAAUACGUUGCGGAAGCAUUUGAAGAUACAUUUUCAGAUCAAAAACUAUUCGUGCCCAUUUUGCGAGCGGACCUUCUCCGACCGAACCUCACUGCGGAUGCAUGAAACGCGUCACUCGAACAUCAAAUCAUUUAAAUGUGAUCAAUGCGAACGCGCAUACUACAGCCAGGUUGAACUGAAGCAACAUCGUAUCGCGAAACACGGCAAAAGGAACCAUGUGUGCACGGUUUGCAACAAGCGCUUUUCUACCAAAACGAUCCUGCAAGAUCACGAACUCGUGCACGAAUCGGAUCGUCUAUUCGUUUGUUCCACAUGUGGUAAAAGCUUUAAACGACAACGUAAUCUUAACCGACACUAUCAAAUCCACGAGAAAGCCAAACCCUCGAUUAAAUGUGAGCCUGCAGACCAGAGCAAGACGGCCAACAUUUGCCAGUACUGUGAAAGUAUGUUUGAAAAACCUUCUAAAUUGCUAGAACAUUUAACACAAGAACACCCGCAAGAGUAUGAACAAAGUCGCGACGGUGCACGGUGUUGUUCGAUAUGUGGAACCGUAUGUCAGGAUAUGGAACACUACCUGCUGCAUCAGGAUACGCACGUUUUGCUGGUGACCACAGCAGGAGGCUUCCAGUGUGUGGAGUGCGGCAAACAGCUGCGUUAUCGAUCGUUGGCAGAAAAACACCUUCAGUCGCAUAGUACGGAACGCACUUUUCAAUGCAAUGUCAUGGAAUGCUCCAAAAAGUACAAGUUCAAGGUGCAUUUAAUACGCCACAUGCGCUUGGCACACCCGGAACAGCAACAGACGUGCUGA